GGCGUUUGUCAUGAUCAAUGCAGGACAGAGGAAAAGAUACAAUGCAAGACAGAAGGAAACAUACGAGGAAUGGCUCUCAAACGCUCUGUCUUCAAACGAUGGUCAGUGGCAGCUCCUCACUUCUGCGAUGUCAAAUGCGGACAAGAGAUCACGUGCCAAAGCUAUAACUACGAUAAAAAAUACCAAAUAUGCGAACUAAAUAGCCGCACCAAGGAGGCGAGACCAAAGAAUUUCCUUUUAGCGCCCACGUGGUUUUACAUUCGACGAUUGAACGGCAGAGGUAAGAAAUCACAAGUCUAUGUACCAAUGUGACUUUUUUUGUUUCUUUACAUUUUCUCUAUCCUGAGCUAACCGCGUUCCUUCCCAUUUACAAGAGUUGAUGAUGAGAAAAGAAAAACUGAGAACGUAUUUUACUGCAGCCCCCUUGGGUUCUAUACCUGAAUUACCGGCGCUGCCCUGUCACGAAAUAAAGGCGAGUGAAGGAAACGACAGUUUUAGCGGCAACUUUUGGCUGAAUCCGACUGGUACUGGGAAGGCAGUUUUGAUUGACUGUGAUAUGAUU
Messenger RNA from Pocillopora meandrina, 562 nucleotides. Lineage: Eukaryota; Metazoa; Cnidaria; Anthozoa; Scleractinia; Pocilloporidae. The record is from the annotation of a GenBank genome assembly.